AUGAUCUUCACGUCUAGAUAUGAGAUUCCUAUUCCCGAGGUCGACCUCCUCACUUACAUAUUCGAUUUAUCAUCGGAGGAGUCACAACAAGCCUCGUCAGAAAAGCCUGUAUAUGUAGAGGCUCAUGACGCGACGCAACAACUCAAUAAAGUACAGUUCAGGCAUAUGGUUGAAUCCAUAGCUGCUGGGCUGCGACACAAGUUCAAGAUACGAGAUGGCGAUGUUGUCUUGGGGUUCUGCGAGAAUUCUAUCCUCUAUCCAGCAGUGAUCUUCGCCUCAAUUGCAGCCGGGGGCGUCUUCACUGGAGCUAAUCCGACAUACACAUACUCUGAACUGGUUAAUCAGCUCACCGUCUCGGGAGCCAAAUGCAUUGUCACCGACAGCUCCCGACUUGAGAUGGCCAAGAAAGCCGCAAAGACUGCAGGCCUUCCACCCGGCUCCUUGGUUCUUAUCGACUCCAAGCACGGCAGCUCAGUCGAUGGCGCUUCAUCCUUCCAAAGCUUGUUAGGUCACGGAACGUAUUCUUGGAAGAGGAUUUCAGACCCCAAAGUUCUUGCUGAUAAACCAGCUGUUCUCAAUUUCAGCAGUGGCACGACCGGUCUCCCGAAAGCUUGUGAGAUCACCCAUCGUAACUUGGUCGCCAAUGCGGAGCAGAAUCUGCAUCUUGACCGCGUGGCGAGGAAGCGAAAAAAUGACCCGACCUUUGCAGCCAACGAUGUCCACUGCGCCUUUCUCCCAUUUUACCAUGCUAUGGGCCUCAUCACCUUCUGCAUCUUGAACGUAAAACGAGGCUGCACCACCGUCGUCAUGCCAAAGUUCGACCUGAAGUCAUUCCUCAGCACGAUCCAGAAGUUCAAAGUGACUUCCCUAAUCUUUGCGCCCCCAGUGGUCUCUAUGCUCGUCAAAAGUCCCCUUGUCUCUCAGUACGAUCUCUCCAGUGUCAAGUUCCUUGUCUGUGGAGCAGCACCGCUCCAGGCGGAUGUCGAAAAACGACUCGAGGCACUCUUCAGCAAGACGGGCGCCCGCAGCCGACAAGGCUGGGGCAUGAGUGAGGCUACCAUGGCGGUCUCGAUCUUUGGGCCAGAUGAGUUUGAUCCCUCCCAUGGAAGCGUUGGAUACCUGGUGGCCAAUAUGCAACUUCAGGUCAUUGAUGAGAAUGGCAAGGCUCUUGGCUACGAGGAAGAAGGAGAGGCUAUACUUAAUGGACCCAAUGUGUUCAAGGGUUACUACAAUAACCCUGCUGCUACCAAGGAGGCUUUCACUGAUGAUGGCUGGCUCAAGACUGGAGACAUAGUCAAGAUUGACAAGACUGGAUUGGUCACCAUUGUGGAUCGCAAAAAGGUUUGUAUCCCCAGUAACUCGUUCAUGGCGCGCAUUAACGGUGAAUACCAGGAACUCAUCAAGGUCAAGGGAUUUCAGGUCGCACCAUCAGAAUUGGAAGGCCAUCUUCUAGAGCACGAAAGUGUCCUAGACUGCGCCGUUAUUCGUGUUCUACGUGACGGACAGGAACAUGCCCAAGCGCACAUCGUCAGGAAGAGGCCAGAUACGACAGCUGAGUCCAUCCUGUCAUUCAUGGACAAGCGUCUAUCGCCCAUCAAACGAAUCACAGGAGGUAUCGUAUUCACCGAUACUAUUCCAAAAUCCCCGUCUGGCAAGAUUCUUCGGCGAUUGAUCAAGGAUGGCUUUGCUAGCAAGGAUCCCAGUCCUCGUCUAUGA
This is a messenger RNA of Fusarium mangiferae, 1716 nucleotides long. RefSeq lists its product as uncharacterized. The transcript is spliced from 7 exons. Gene Ontology annotation, biological process: secondary metabolic process. The record is from RefSeq and is a predicted model, not a curated record. Lineage: Eukaryota; Fungi; Ascomycota; Sordariomycetes; Hypocreales; Nectriaceae. Gene Ontology annotation, molecular function: CoA-ligase activity. The coding region runs from base 1 to 1716 and encodes 571 amino acids.